UGCAACUCUCUGGUCGAGCGUGUGUGUGCGCGCGCGCGUAUUUUUCGAGUGCUGAUCGUGAAUUUGCGUGGUUUUUGCCAGUAUUGGAGGGUAGCAAGUCUGCGGUGUUCUUUUUUUUCACGGCUUGCUUGGAUGCGUUGGUUGCUGUUGGUUAGUGACAGUUUGUAAGUGUCAUCAACGGUGAGGGUGAAGUUUUUAUUUUGGGACGUGUGUUUUUCAUCAACCUUUGCCGUAAAAUUCGCUAGGCCAAGGAAAAACAAUUCGACCGGUGUGUGAUGUAUGUAGAAAGCAAAAAAAGAACCUGCUAGUCAUGACACAUUGAUAUUUUUGUAAACACAAAUUGAAAAGUGGGUGCAAAGGCAAACAUAUUCAAAAGUGUCACCGCCACGAAGAAGCGUCAUUCUCACGCGUCCGUGUUUGAUUGUCAAAAUACGUGCGUCGUAUGGACGCUAUCUGUGUUCAAAUUAGCGAACACCCUAUUAGUGUCUGGAUCCAUUGUGUCAUCAUCUAGUAAACCAAACCAGGCUCUCCAUUCGUUUGGUCCAACGAAACACGACAAGCAGCCGGAAAGGACGUCCUCGCAAAUUCAAUAAUCUUAGAACAAGCUCAUCCUUACUCCACCGAUAAUACUCAUCAAGAAGCUGCCAACCUGUCGGUUUGUUAGGAUCCUCUAUUCGGCGAUUGAGUCGUUGCGUGCCCCCGUUCCUUCAAAGUUGUCAAAAUAGGUGCCAUGGGGAAAGACUAUUACAAAACUUUGGGGAUACCGAAAGGGUCCACAGAUGAAGAUAUCAAGAAGGCCUACCGGAAGCUGGCACUCAAAUUUCAUCCGGAUAAAAACAAAAGUCCAGGGGCCGAGGAAAAGUUCAAGGAGGUGGCCGAAGCUUACGAGGUACUGUCCGACAAGAAAAAGCGGGAGCUGUACGACAAAUUUGGCGAAGAAGGACUGAAAGGAAGGACAUCGAAUGGCACCAGCAAUUCGUCACAGAACUUCACGUAUGAGUUCCAUGGGGAUCCGCGGGCGACCUUUGCACAGUUCUUUGGAUCCAGCAAUCCGUUCGCCUCGUUUUUCGAUAUGCACAAUGACAGUAUGUUCAACGAUAGUCUGUUCAAUGAUGACGAUUUCUUCACACCGUUCAGCGGUCUGGGGAAUCGGCACGGGCUGGGAGGAGCUUUUAGGUCACACUCGUUCAACGUGCACUCACCCCUCAAGAAGGAAAAAGUGCAGGACCCACCGAUCGAGCACGAUCUCUACGUUACGCUGGAGGAGAUCUACCAUGGCUGUGUGAAGAAGAUGAAAAUCUCCCGGAGGGUGCUGCAACCGGAGGGCAGCUCCAAGAAGGAGGACAAAUACGUCAGUAUAUCGGUGCGGCCUGGGUGGAAAUCCGGCACCAAGGUCACCUUCCAGAAGGAGGGAGAUCAGAGCAAGGGCAAAAUACCGGCCGACAUAGUCUUCAUCAUCCGGGACAAACCACAUUCGCUGUUCCGGCGGGAGGGAAGCGAUCUGCGGUACACGGCACGACUAACGCUCAAACAGGCCCUCUGCGGUGUCAUUUUCGAGGUGCCGACCAUGACCGGCGAAAAGCUGCGCAUCAGUACAAAGCAGGAAAUCAUCAAACCCAACACGGUCAAGCGGAUUCAGGGCUACGGGCUGCCAUUCCCGAAGGAACCCUCCCGGAAAGGCGAUCUGCUGGUUGCGUUCGACAUCAAAUUCCCCGACAAGCUGACCCCCUCGGAGAAGGAACUGCUGAAUGAUAUGCUGCCCAAUUCAUAGAUUCUCGUGUGUUUCCGGAAGGAGCACUACUGCCCUUUUCCCCUCAAUCCGCCCCUGGAAUUCGCCAUGCACACAUACUUCACGUCACGCUCUGUAGAAAAACAGAACCUACACUUUUGUUGGCUCUUGCUGCUGGAGGAAUAGAGAUUAUCCUAUUUUAUGUAUUUAAAAAAAAUAUUCAUAUACUUUUAGCAACCAAUUGGAAACUUCCUCGAAACACGCACACAUUCAAACAAAACUGACAAACACACAUGUAUUUUUCGUUGACUCGCUGUCGCCCUAUCAAUAUGAUUGCCCCCUUCGUUGGGUAAAAAAUUGAUUUGUUGGCCGAGUGGCGCCGCUAAUUAAAUUUGUAUUUUGUACUUUAGAUAUUGUACUUUAUGUUUAUUUAUCACUGAACAAACUCUUAACUCAUGUAAAUGCUGUAGAGGAGCAGACGAGAGAGAUUGAUAUGUAUCAGUUAAUUUGUAAAUAUUAACCAAACAAUAUAUUUUUUCAGUUAACUGUCACUCGCAUUGAA
Molecule: messenger RNA, 2291 nt
Organism: Uranotaenia lowii
Lineage: Eukaryota; Metazoa; Arthropoda; Insecta; Diptera; Culicidae
Product: dnaJ protein homolog 1
Exons: 6
Coding region: 731-1771 (346 amino acids)
Biological process (GO): negative regulation of transcription by RNA polymerase II
Cellular component (GO): cytosol
Molecular function (GO): protein-folding chaperone binding
Source: RefSeq, a predicted model, not a curated record